Messenger RNA from Megalobrama amblycephala (Wuchang bream), 4160 nucleotides. RefSeq names its product NACHT, LRR and PYD domains-containing protein 3-like. The record is from RefSeq and is a predicted model, not a curated record. NCBI's taxonomy places the organism in Eukaryota, Metazoa, Chordata, Actinopteri, Cypriniformes, Xenocyprididae. The transcript is spliced from 16 exons. Gene Ontology annotation, molecular function: protein binding. The coding region runs from base 48 to 3530 and encodes 1160 amino acids.
CAUCUGAUUCAGAACUUCGUCGUGUGUCUCUGAAGAGUAACAACUCUAUGGGUCAACCAUUAACAUUUAGUGAAGACACAUGUCCUGGUAACAGUUCAGUCCAGCAGGGGAAAUCAUCUGAUUCAGAACUUCGUUGUGUGUCUCUGAAGAGUAACAACUCUAUGGGUCAACCAUUAACAUUUAGUGAAGACACAUGUCCUGGUAACAGUUCAGUCCAGCAGAGGAAAUCAUCUGAUUCAGAACUUCGUCGUGUGUCUCUGAAGAGUAACAACUCUAUGGGUCAACCAUUAACAUUUAGUGAAGACACAUGUCCUGGUAACAGUUCAGUCCAGCAGGGGAAAUCAUCUGAUUCAGAACUUCGUCGUGUGUCUCUGAAGAGUAACAACUCUAUGGGUCAACCAUUAACAUUUAGUGAAGACACAUGUCCUGGUAACAGUUCAGUCCAGCAGAGGAAAUCAUCUGAUUCAGAACUUCGUCGUGUGUCUCUGAAGAGUAACAACUCUAUGGGUCAACCAUUAACAUUUAGUGAAGACACAUGUCCUGGUAACAGUUCAGUCCAGCAGGGGAAAUCAUCUGAUUCAGAACUUCGUCGUGUGUCUCUGAAGAGUAACAACUCUAUGGGUCAACCAUUAACAUUUAGUGAAGACACAUGUCCUGGUAACAGUUCAGUCCAGCAGGGGAAAUCAUCUGAUUCAGAACUUCGUCGUGUGUCUCUGAAGAGUAACAACUCUAUGGGUCAACCAUUAACAUUUAGUGAAGACACAUGUCCUGGUAACAGGUCAUACCUGCCACCACCUGUCCCUAAGAAGCCUUCAAAUUUUGAUUUCAGUUCAGUCCAGCAGAGGAAAUCAUCUGAUUCAGAACUUCGUCGUGUGUCUCUGAAGAGUAACAACUCUAUGGGUCAACCAUUAACAUUUAGUGAAGACACAUGUCCUGGUAACAGGUCAGAUCUGCCACCACCUGUCCCUAAGAAGCCUUCAAGACUGGGUUUUUAUUUCCGCCGUGACUCGAAAGACACAGAAGUCCUCGAAUCAUUUAGAUCAGAUCUAAUGGAGAAGUUUAAGUAUCUGUAUGAGGGAACAACACCUCACCAAAGAUCUCAUUCACUCCUGAAUGAGAUCUACACAGAGCUCUACAUCACAGAGAGUGAAAGUGGAGAGAUCAAUAAUGAGCAUGAGGUGAGACAGAUUGAGACUCAAUCCAGGAGAGCAGCAACAGAAUACACACCGAUCAAAUGCAAUGACAUCUUUAAAACCUUACCUGGACAAGACAAACCCAUCAGAACUGUGCUGACAAAGGGAGUCGCUGGCAUUGGGAAAACAGUCUCUGUGCAGAAGUUCAUUGUGGACUGGGCUGAAGGGAAAGAGAAUCAGGACAUCCAGCUCAUAUUUCCACUUCCUUUCAGAGAGCUCAACAUGCAAAAAGAAAAAUGCAGUCUUUCCGGUGUUCUUGAAAACUUUUUCCCCAUAAUAAAAAAAAUGAAACCAUUCAGUGGUGAAUAUAAUAUUUUCUUCAUCUUUGAUGGUCUGGAUGAGUGUCGUCUGUCUUUGGAUUUUCAGAGCAAUGUGAGGUUGUCUGAUGUGACUGAAUCAGCCUCAGUGGACGUGCUGCUGACAAACCUCAUUGUGGGGAAUCUGCUUCCCUCUUCUCUCAUCUGGAUCACCUCCAGACCAGCAGCAGCUGAACUCAUCCCCUCUGAGUGUGUCCAUCGAGUGACAGAGGUACGAGGCUUCAGUGACCCACAGAAGGACGAAUACUUCAGGAAGAGAAUCAGUGAUCAGAGUCUGGCCGAGAGGAUCAUCUCACACCUGAAGUCAUCAAGGAGCCUCCACAUCAUGUGCCACAUCCCAGUGUUCUGCUGGAUAUCAGCCACUGUUCUAGAGAAGAUGUUGAGCGAAGCAGAGAGUGGAGAGAUUCCCAAGACUCUCACAGAAAUGUACACACACUUCCUGAUCCUUCAGACCAUCAUCAGACAAGAGAAGAAGUAUGAGAAGAAAGUGAAAGCUCAAGAAAUGAUUGACAAACUGGGGAAGCUUGCUUUCCAGCAGCUUGUGAAAGGCAACCUGAUCUUCUAUGAGGAAGACCUGAGAGAGUGUGGCAUUGAUGCAACAGAAGCAUUAGUGUACUCAGGAUUGUGCACUCAGAUCUUCAGAGAGGAGUUUGGCAUGUAUCAUGAGCAAGUCUUCAGCUUCGUUCAUCUGAGCAUUCAGGAACAUUUAGCGGCUCUAUAUGCGCACCUCUCCUUUACAGACAGCAGCAUAAAUGUGUUUGACCAAAUCACCAAACAAAGACCAAAAAAAGCUUUGGAUUGGUUUCAGAAUCCUGCAGAAAAACAUGUUUUAUUGUCUUAUCUGCAUCAGAAAGCUGUGGAUGAGGCUCUACAGAGUAAAAAUGGACAUCUGGACCUUUUUCUGCGUUUCCUUCUGGGACUGUCAGUGACUGCUAAUCAGGAUCUCUUAAGAAAUCUAACAACACUGACAGUAAGCAGCUCUGACAGCAAUGAGAAAACAGUUGAGUACAUCAAGAAAAAGAUCAGGACCAUCGAAUCUCCAGAGAAAUCCAUCAAUCUGUUCCACUGUCUGAAUGAACUGGGUGACCAUUCAUUAGUGAAGGAAAUGAAAUACUAUCUGAAAUCUGGAGCAGUACGGAAAACCAAACUCUCUUCAUCUCAGUGGUCAGCUGUAGUUUUUGUGUUGUUGACAUCAGAGGAGCAGCUGGAUGAGUUUAAUAUUAACAAUUUUUUAGGAGGUAACAAUAAAUCUGAAAAACUGGAAGUUUUUAAGAAGUUGCUGCCCGUGAUUAAAGAAUCCAGAUCAGUUCACUUGAGUGAUUGUGGAAUCACAGCUGAAAGUUGUGCUACUCUGGCUUCAGCUCUGAGUUCAAACCCCUCACACCUGAGAGAACUGGAUCUAUCUGACAAUAAUCUAGGAGACUCAGGAGUGAAGCACCUCUCUGAUGUAUUACAGAAUCUUCACUGUAAACUGGAGAUACUGAGGUUGAGGAACUGUGGUAUCACAGAGAAAGGUUGUGCUGCUCUGGUUUCAGCUCUGAGAUCAAAUCCCUCACACCUGAGAGAUCUGGAUCUGACUGAUAAUAAAAAUAUAGCUGGUUCUGGAGUGAAGUGGCUCUCUGAUUUACUACAGAAUCCUCACUGCAAACUGGAGAAACUAUGGUUGAUUAAUUGCGGUAUCGCAGAUGAAAGUUGCUCUGCUUUGGCCUCUGCUCUAAAAUCAAUCCCCUCACACCUGAGAGAUCUGAAUCUGUCUAAGAAUAAAAUAGGAAAUUCAGGAGUGAUACUGCUCUCCAAUGGACUGGAGGAUACUCACUGUAAACUGGAGAAAUUGUGGUUGUGUGAGUGUGGUGUCACAGAGAAAGGUUGUGCUGCUCUGGCAUCAGCUCUGAGAUCAAACCCCUCAUACCUGAGACAACUGAAUAUGUCUGGAAAUAAACGAGGACAUCCAGGAGUGAACCUGCUUUAUGAUCUAAAGAAAGAUCCAAAUUGUAAACUGGAGGGAUUAGGCCAAUACUAACUCUCAGUCAGUCCAGUUUUCUCAGAAUUAGCCGACGGUGAAUGAGAAGCCACUAAAGAGAGUCACAAUCAACAGAGACUGAAGACACAGUGACACCCACAGCGAUCACACUUCCAUGUCUGUGACUUCGCAUUUUUAUGUUUUUUUGUUUUUGUGGGUUUGUUUUAAAUUACAGAUGUCAUAAGAUUCCACAAUGAUUUAUUAGAGGACUAACUUACAGAUGAUGAAUAAUAUAAUAAUAAUGUAAUAGGUAUUGAUUACAAAUUGUGCUGCUUGUUUACAAUGUAGAUGGUGUAACACCCAAUAUACACAGCAAGAGAGUGACUCCCAUUGUGAGAUUCCUGACAAUACCAUGAUUGGCCACUGGGGGAGCCAACCUUGAGAACUUUCUCCACUCAGUAUGAUUAGUGUAAUCAGUUCACCUGUGUCUAUGAACCAUCAAAUACAAACUUAUGUUAAGUUAAAAUUGUAUUUUUUUCUCUAUGGCAUUUUAAAAAUGAUGUCUCAUGAUUGUACUACUUGCUUUUUAAUUUUAAUUAUGUUGAUGUGUUAUCUUUUUUGUUCAUUUUGUACAGCACUUUGGUCAACCUAAGUUGUAUUUAUACAGUGCUAUAUAAAUAAAGAAAGAGA